Molecule: messenger RNA, 660 nt
Organism: Cryptococcus wingfieldii CBS 7118
Lineage: Eukaryota; Fungi; Basidiomycota; Tremellomycetes; Tremellales; Cryptococcaceae
Exons: 1
Coding region: 1-660 (219 amino acids)
Source: RefSeq, a predicted model, not a curated record
AUGGCUUUUACUACUGAGGUCCUCAAUCCUCUAAGGCUGGUGAGAUCCCCUCUUUCAUACGAGGACGAUGAAGAAAGAUCGCUAGAGGACUGGGGUUUGUUGGAUGCGGAAGCAAGUGUCGUUUGUAAAGUCACGGAUGAUUCUCCAGAAUGGAUCAAGAGAAACAGAGGAGCCCAAGACUCUUAUGGCCGGUCAAUUCUGAAGGCCAUUGGAGCUUCUUUCAACCCUAGGAGCACUGUCGAACUAGAGCUAGAGACAACCGUGGAUGAUUUUGUGCAAGACACGAGGAUUUACGAACAUCUUCUUUUCCGCCACGCAGCAUAUACGACGGCUAGUCAGGUGUCUUUUAUGAAGGACGGGGUUCAUACCGAUGAGUCUUUGCUGCAUGCAAUGGAGAUGAACGGUGUAGAGGCCGAUGAGGAUGAUACCAUCGUGGACGGGCAUCUGGUGAAAGCUGUCUGGCUUGACCCUUCCAUGUUUGAUGCUUUAACUGGAAAGCCGCCUAGAGGGCGGGAGUACUAUUCUAAAAGGUUCUUGGAAUAUAGGGAUUCGAUCAAGGAAGGUCUUGCGACGAUGCGGAGAGAAUUCGAACAAAGGAGCGAGGAGGUAGAUGGUUUUGUCACGACCGAAGCGAGGGAAUGGGGGACAUGGACCCAAUGA